AUGCACCUUCGAGGAAGGAUAUUGAAAAUCUUGGAAUUUGUUGUGCAUCAAAGAUAUCUGCCUUCAAGUGUAACCCAGGCACAGCGGAAGAUAGAUAUGAACCAUCUUAUUGACUUGCAAUGUAAAGUGCUUGUCGAAGACUUGGAUAGCUAUUGUCCUGUCAUUAUUGAAUGCUAUUUUUUGGACAACAUUGUGGAUUUAUUGGUUCUCUCAGGCGAAACAAUAUCUAGCAUCUAUGCUUUGUCAUUUUGUUCGCACCCAACAGCGGGUAGAUCGGAAAUAAAUUUGCUUCACAGCUUGCCUCCGAUUCCCAUUAAAAAGCAUCUUACUUGGUCGUUUCCUGUUAUCCCUGCAGACAAUCUGGCGGACGAUGAUUCGGAAAUGGUGGGCGAUAAAUUCGACAUUGGGACCAAAAGAUCAUUGCUUCAUUCCGGCUACUUUAAACGGAUAGAAAUCGAUUCAAUGCAGCUUUAUACCAUGAAUUACAAGCAACGUGUUUUCAAGCUAGCCGGUACGCCUGUAGCGCUUAGAGAUAAAGAUGAGCGUCAAGAGCAUAUCCAGGUAUUUGUACAGCGUACUUUUCUGCAUUUUAGUUUGCAGGGGUUAAUUAAUGAGUAUCCCGAAUUUCUGAAGCUGUCGACUCAUCGUACGUAUCCUCAGCCAUCUACGAUACAGCAUUGGCAGUUAAGAGAUAUGAUUGCUUGCCCCAAUGUAAGGGGCGAAGUGUUUAUGGCCGUAAAUACGGGCGUCAAAAUAUACAAUAUCAACAGCGCACAUCAGCACCCAACCGAAUCUGUGUGCAACGAAUUUCCCGGAAAGCUGAUACCUGACAUGCCCAAUGACACUGACAGAUUUUCUUCCUCUAUAAGCUGGCCAAUCCGGGAUCUCAUGUUUUCGCCAACCUGCAUAUGUGCAAAAUAUUUUUUCACGCAGUUUGGAACAUCCAUCGUCAAUGCAAUUAAUGUUCACAGCCAUGCUGGCAUGUCGAGGCUGAUUAUUUCUAGCAAUGACGAGAAAAUCAGGGUGAUAACGCUGCCCACGCUUCAGGAAUACACUUCGUUUUCAAUGCCAAUGGCGAUUAACUUUAGUACGCACCUGCUUUUGCUAAAUGUUCAGCCGAAAUCAGUCCAGACAAAAAGAAAAUGGUGGCCGUUGGAGACUCGCCCAAGGGAUAUCUAUUUGAUACUUCUCGCCACCGAUGCAGCUUUUUCUUGCUCCUGGAAUGCGGCGUCUGAUAAGUUUGCCAUUGCCUGUCAAGACGGCUACGCAUGUGUUUGGGAUAUCAGAAACUUGGACAAAAUUUUGGCUCGACUUCCAACCACUCAGCAUGUAAAUUGUGUAAAUAUAGCCGAUGCUCGCACAUUUGAUGCUUUACAGUCCAUUUCCAUCAACAAUAACAGCAACAGUUCUCAAGAGGACAAGGUCAUUACGGGGAUAGCAUUUUCUCCAGACACCUCCGUGGCCUAUGUGGGUAAUAUUAACAAUCGCUCCAACACCUAG
Mitosporidium daphniae is the source of this 1500-nucleotide messenger RNA. RefSeq lists its product as uncharacterized. Lineage: Eukaryota; Fungi; Microsporidia. The coding region runs from base 1 to 1500 and encodes 499 amino acids. The record is from RefSeq and is a predicted model, not a curated record. The transcript is spliced from 5 exons. Gene Ontology annotation, molecular function: protein binding.